AUGGCCUCCAUCGUUGGUCCACAGAUCAAAAUGUCUUCUAGCGCAUUAUCAUCGAUACUUAAUAAACACACUUUAACUGGCGAGAAUUUUACCGAUUGGAAAAGGAACCUAAAGAUCGUCCUAACCUUUGAGAAACUGAAUUUCAUACUAAAUACACCUUGUCCUCCGGAGCCACCUGUUGAUGCUCUUAAUAAGGUUUUCGUAGCGUAUCAACGCUGGAAGGACUCUGACGAUAUGGCUCACUGUUAUAUGAUGGCGAGCAUGUCCACUGUCCUACAAGCACAACAUGAAAAUUACAUAAGUGCUCGUCAGAUUAUGGAUAAUCUUAAGGACAUGUUUGGCGGCCAAGUCGCUGAAAAACGUCGGGAAGCCCUAAGUAACCUCAUUAAUUACAGACAGAAGGAUGGGUCUUCCAUAAAGGAACAUAUGCUGAAGGUGAUGGGCUAUUUGGGUGAAGUUCAGACCAAUGGGGCCGACAUCGAUGCUGAGUCUCAAUUGACCAUGAUCUUUGACACUCUGUCGAAGGAGUAUAUUCCGUUUAGGGCAACGUUUAAUUUGAGUGCUAGACAGAAUAUAACCCUGACAGAGUUGAUGCAAGAACUCCAAAAGUUCAAGCGGAUGUCAACUGUUAUGGAGGCCAACUUGGCUGAGGCAUCUUUCUCCAAACCCUAUCCAGGGAAUGCAAAUAAGAAGCAAGAAGCUAAGAAGGAGAGUUCUUUAGUUUCGCCAAACAAGGGUGAGAACAAGAAGAAGAGGAACCCAAACAAGCUCAAGUGCUUUCAUUGUGGGAAGGGGUUCAAGCAAGCGAGAAGUCUUCUAAAUGAGAGCUUCACGUUGAGGAUGGGCGAUGGAACACUAGUGUUGGCUGAAGCAGUGUGA
This is a messenger RNA of Morus notabilis, 879 nucleotides long. RefSeq lists its product as uncharacterized. The transcript is spliced from 3 exons. The record is from RefSeq and is a predicted model, not a curated record. The coding region runs from base 1 to 879 and encodes 292 amino acids. Lineage: Eukaryota; Viridiplantae; Streptophyta; Magnoliopsida; Rosales; Moraceae.